This is a messenger RNA of Quercus robur (English oak), 693 nucleotides long. RefSeq names its product protein ASPARTIC PROTEASE IN GUARD CELL 2-like. Gene Ontology annotation, biological process: proteolysis. The coding region runs from base 1 to 693 and encodes 230 amino acids. The record is from RefSeq and is a predicted model, not a curated record. The transcript has 2 exons. Lineage: Eukaryota; Viridiplantae; Streptophyta; Magnoliopsida; Fagales; Fagaceae. Gene Ontology annotation, molecular function: aspartic-type endopeptidase activity.
AUGAAACGCAAUGCCAAAAGGGUGGCAAAUCUUAUCCACCAACUAGAUGAAGAUGGAGUUUACUAUCCAGAGGUGGAGCGUUUUAAGGAAGAUGUAAGUUCAUAUUUGAGGAGUGGAGAGUAUUUCAUUCCAGUAGGGCUUGGUACACCUCCAAUGCCUCAAUAUUUAGUUAUAGACACUGGAAGUGAUAUUGGUUGGGCCUCCUUGCUUAGCAACAAACGAGCCUCUAGUUUUUAUUACAUCAAGUUAGUGGGUCUUGGAGCAGAAAGUAUUCAGCUGCCAAUUCAUGAAGAUGUUUUUCAAAUACCAAAAUCUGGUCAUAGAGGGGUGAUUAUGGAUACGGGCACCAUGAGUAGCUUUCGGAAGGUGGCUUAUGAAGCGUUACGUGACGCUUUUGUUGCGAAAACCACGAAUGUCCCUCGGCUACCUGGAGUAGAAAUGUUCGACACAUGUUAUAAUUUGUCUGGGUUUGUAUAUCGUAUACCGAUCAUAUUGUUCUAUUUCUCAAGUGGGACAGUUGUGAACAUCCCACCAAAUAACUUUUUAAUUGUUGCAGAUGGGGGAAUUUCUUGUCUUGCAUUUGCUUCAUCCUUUUCUGAUUUAUCUAUUAUUGGAAACGUCCAACAAAAACAAAUACAGAUUACAAUUGAUACGGCUUCUGUCUCUGCAGGAUUUGGUCCCAACAAUUGCUGA